AUGAAGGAUCUCGCAAUGGCCACCCUCGGCGUGACAUUCACCGGUGCUGCGCUCUCCAUGGGCGGCAAGAAGGCUGAGGACCCUACCACUCCCCCGAUCAACGCGAAGAGCCCUGAUGAGGAGAACUUUGUCAAGGAGUACGUCAAGAAGGCCGCCGACAAGGUCCAAGGAAAGCAAUAA
This is a messenger RNA of Alternaria ethzedia, 180 nucleotides long. RefSeq lists its product as uncharacterized. The transcript has 3 exons. Lineage: Eukaryota; Fungi; Ascomycota; Dothideomycetes; Pleosporales; Pleosporaceae. Gene Ontology annotation, biological process: proton motive force-driven ATP synthesis. The record is from RefSeq and is a predicted model, not a curated record. Bases 1 to 180 code for a protein of 59 amino acids.